GGCCGAGCACGUUGGUCAACCACACAAGUGACAAAGGCGGACGCCUAAACUCUGUGGAAGUAGCAGCAAAGGGCUUUAGGUGUUCUCACCGCUCCGAAAACCGAGUCCUCUGCGUUGAACAAAGGUAUAAAAUCGCCACUCGCGGAAACUUCGACGGGUGGCGACGACGACAACGAGCUGCUUGGCGGCACCCUGGAUGCUGAAUGUCUUGCGAGCUGCUGUGUACAAUAUCUGGCUCUGAGCAUCACGGGAGUGGCAUACUACCUCUCCAAAUGAUAUCCGUUCCAACCACGGCGGGACAAGCAGGGUGAGCACAAAGGCAUGAAGCAGAGAUCUCAAUCGGAAGACAGGUUUCCGCGUGGUAGCAUGGCGCGUUACACAGUCGACGAUUCAGCGGUGGUCUUCGCAGCAGAGGGCCUGUUGUGGCAGCCGUACCGCGGAUCCAGGCAGGGCCGUCCCACGACAAAGACCAUCAGAUGGAAUACGUGUCUCCUCCUUGGCUCUAUAACUAGGGUGAAGACGUGGUGGUGGCAAACUCGUGUUGUCCUCUCGCUGAUUUCACCAUCGGGAUGUUCUCCCCGAAAUACAGGCGAAAACGUCAGCUGUUACGAAAGGUCCAAGCGGCACAUUUGAGGUCCAGCUGCUGGGCCGCCCGCAAGAUCAGACCCCAGUGGCCAAACGUCAGCCUUUCCUUGGUGGCAGGUCCAAGCACCGUGUCCUGCGCGAUGCAUUCCAGCCACAGGCAAUUGUAUUUGCUUCCGGAU
Laetiporus sulphureus 93-53 is the source of this 764-nucleotide messenger RNA. RefSeq lists its product as uncharacterized. The record is from RefSeq and is a predicted model, not a curated record. NCBI's taxonomy places the organism in Eukaryota, Fungi, Basidiomycota, Agaricomycetes, Polyporales, Laetiporaceae. Bases 322 to 633 code for a protein of 103 amino acids. The transcript is spliced from 3 exons.